AUGGAAAGCAGAGGAACUGCUCUUGAAGACUCGCUUGUGGAGAGUGAUGCUUUGGAGAACAGAAUCGUCAGGCCUCCAACGGCUGUUCAAAAGCUCCGUGGUCUUCUCACCAAGAAAGACAGCAUUCUGCUCUGUCCGGGAAUUUAUGAUGGACUCACGGCCAGAAUUGCCCUACAAACUGGGUUUGAUUGCUUAUACAUGUCUGGUGCAGGGACUGCAAUGUCGAGACUCGGAAUGCCGGAUCUGGGCAUUGCGACGCUGAAUGAUAUGAGUGAGAAUGCCGCCAUGAUUGCUAGUCUUGAUCGGAACACCCCACUGAUUGCUGAUGCCGACACUGGAUUUGGGGGUCCCUUAAUGGUUGGUCGAACCGUUGCCCAGUAUAUGACAGCGGGUGUCGCUGCUUUACAUCUCGAGGAUCAGGUUGUGAGCAAGCGGUGCGGUCAUUUGAAAAACAAAGAACUGGUAGAUGAAGAGGAAUACCUUUCUCGAAUCCGUGCCGCCGUCAUGGCACGAGAGCGGACACCCGGUGACAUUGUUCUGAUCGCACGUUCUGAUGCCUUGGACUCUCUAGGCUACGAUGCCUCAGUCUCCAGGUUGAAACAUGCUAUCUCCUUGGGAGCAGAUGUUGCAUUUCUUGAAGGCAUCAAGACAAAAGAGCAGGCAAUGCAGAUAUGCUCUGAUCUUGCACCUACUCCAGUAUUGUUAAACAUGGUUCAUGGAGGUGUCACUCCAAAAAUAUCUGCCGCCGAAGCCAAAGAAAUGGGAUUCAAAAUUAUGAUUUUCCCCGGCUUCGCUCUCAAAGCGGUGCAUGACGGGGUGGCAGCGGCGGCCAAGGAGCUUAAGGAGACUGGUGACAUGGCAUUUGAUCCCUCAAAAAAUGGAAGGCCUCAAGACAUCUUUAAUGUUUGCGGACUCAAGGAGUGUAUGGAGUUCGACAUGGCGGCGGGAGGACGAGGUUAUUUGGAAGGUGUUUAA
Molecule: messenger RNA, 975 nt
Organism: Penicillium bovifimosum
Lineage: Eukaryota; Fungi; Ascomycota; Eurotiomycetes; Eurotiales; Aspergillaceae
Product: isocitrate lyase/PEP mutase family protein
Exons: 3
Coding region: 1-975 (324 amino acids)
Molecular function (GO): catalytic activity
Source: RefSeq, a predicted model, not a curated record